Messenger RNA from Prorocentrum cordatum, 212 nucleotides. NCBI's taxonomy places the organism in Eukaryota, Dinophyceae, Prorocentrales, Prorocentraceae. The record is from the annotation of a GenBank genome assembly.
AUGGCCGGCACCAUGUUGCUCGGUCGGCCUGGCUUCCGCCACGUGCUGGUCCCGAAGGUGGGGCUUGAGGAUCCCAGGCUGAAGUUGGAAGCCUUCAGCCCGACGAUGGGCUUCGAGCUGACGUCGCUGGACCUCUGGUGGACGAGCUGGAUGGCCAUCCUGCCGUUCUUCACCAUGUUCCUGUGCAGCGAGCCCAUGCGAUUUAUCCUCUG